AGCCGGAGACCCUAGUAGGAGAGACGACCGCCGGUCGGUGAGCACCUAGCGGAACACAGGAAGGAAACCUCACACAAAAGACAUUCCGUUGGACUUGUUGAUCUACUCUCACACAUUGUUCAACACGGAUUUGUUCAGCACAACUUUGAGGAUUUAUUUGGACUUUUCUCCGGGGAACUACUUCAUUCGACUCACUGGUAUUUUUGUCGAUAUUGUUGUUAUUACUUCGAAAUACAGAUAAUUUAAACAGUGUUCGACGAGCCCGUCGACAUGUGUCACCACUGACAUGCAAAGAUCUCACGGGGCUGCAGUGACCACAGAAGCGACCGCAGGACGUCCGCGGCCUCAGCCGAGCGAGAGCCGCAAAGAGCAGCGGGACUCCGGCGUCUGCUGGCCCGAUACCGAGGGAGGCGGUGCAGGAGGAUCACCCGCAGCGGUCGCGCCGCGGUCGCAGUCCCGCCGUCGGAGCAGCGUCUCCCUGCUCCCCUCCCCGGAGCGCCGCGGCGUGUUCGAGACAAGAACCAGCUUCCACUUUCCCUACCGGCGCUCGUCGAGCGGAUACUACUCCGUCGAGGGCGACUCUCUGCCGGGCUCGCCUCUCUGGCCGCGCGCCUCCGCCUCCACGCAGCCGCCCAGCCCCCAAGCCCUGACGCUGCAGCAAGAGUUGGCGUGCGACUUCGACGUGACGUCUCUCGAGAGAACCAGAACUUGUCUCAGGAGCUCUGGACACGCAGUGGUGCGGGAUAUGCAGGCCGUGGCGAUCGGACAAGAUCUUCGACGGAUCGGAGAUGACUACAAUGACUACAUACUUAGGAGAGGGAGGCACAGAGAGGCAGCAGCCCAUCAAAACCCGCCACUGAUGCUGCACAUGGAACCCGCCUUCGUGAUCUGCAUGGGCGUCCUGGUCCUCGUGAUCGUCUGGUACUUAGGCGGAGACCCCAACAGCCAACCGGUUCAUCCUCAGGGAAUUGGAUCCUUUAAGGAACUCUAAAAACGUCCGGAUUUCCACGUUCCCCCCCCCUCUCUGAGCCUUUGCCAUGAAACCAAAGAGUUGUGAAUUUGCACUCCCAUCCAGAACACAAACAAGCCCCGCUCACAAGCCCCGCCCCCGGAAGAUGACAACUGUGGAAAUCCAAGCGUGCCUUGUACAUUCUCCUGCUAAUUCUUUUUGGUUUACUUGUUUGAGAUGUACAGAAAGGUAAAUGAGUCAACUCUGCAGACCCCGGGGUUGUUAAAUGAUGUGGGGGUCCAUGAAUUCCCAAGACGAAAGGCAUCUUUAAAACUCCUUGUCACAGCUCAAAAGCCACGGUUUCGACGACGUUUCUCCUCGUCUCAUAUCUGUUUUUGUUUUUUUGUUUUUUUAACCCAUGUUUAAAUACAUUGCACCUUCUCUUACUUGCCACGGAUAAAAUUUCAAAUCCAGAUGAUAAUCUCUCUAUGUGCCAACAAAAUACACUUGAUCGGUUUUUAAGAAAUUUCUUCGGCAGGCCUUCACUUUUAUUUUAUUUUUUUAAUUCCUCAAAGCACCCUCAAGAAAGUCUGAGAGAAUAAGUCGUUUUACCGCCACAACCCUUCCCUAAAAUGCUCAAGAAACGACAGCGCUUUCCCCAAACAUUUUAAGAUGCGUACUCUCUUCAGCAUGCCAACGGAGUUAGCGCAUCCUGUCUCCUGUCCUAAAAAAAAGAGCCAGAAGACCUUUAUUCACAGCCUUUCCCAAAUGUAACUCCUAAUUUCACAAUAUUUAAACCUUAAACAUGCCAACAGAGUUGGCCCACCCCUUGGACACCCCUGAAAAAAAAGAUGAUAAAGCCGAUAUAAUAUGUGGAACAAACAAGGUCUUCCUUGAUGUGUAUAUGAAUAUGAAUUUAUGAAUCAAGAUCUUAUCUUCUAUGCAAAACACGAUCAUCUCAAACAGAAUCCGGUGUUUGUGUACACCACUCGAACCGAAUCAAUCCAGGCACUAUUUGCCCCGUUUUGGUCCUGGACUGCUUUCUAGGGCACCGCUUUCCUUCUCCGUUCUCGGUUUCAGCCUGCGGACGUGCAGUAUCAUUAUCAUCAUCUGUCAGGCAUCCGUCUCCAUCCGUUUAUUAGCGCAGUGCUUCACAAGUCCGUGCGUGCCCGCCGGUUUUUCAAACACUCCCAGAAAGAGAGCCAAUGAAUGGUUAGCUAACACACCUGCUAGCCCGCUACAAAUACUGAUUGGUUGCCAGAGUCAGUGAAUUUCCAGACGCCGUAAAAGAGCAUUUUUUUAUAGUUUAAGCCCCUUUCACUUGCGUUAAACACAUUAAAACUUAUUAAACCACGCUUAAAACAUACUUUGUGAAGUCUUUGUUUGCGCAUGUUCUUUCUCGCUCGGUGUCAAGUAAUGGGUGACAAUCGUGUGACAUCACGAAGGAAGCCAAAAGAAAACUCAUUGCCCGGUUCUCCAAAUAAGAGGCAAAGUGUGAUCGCUUCAAGUUGUCACUCACAGUUCAAGUUACUGAAAAACUGAAGCAUAGGAAAAGAGAAUUAUACGUCGCUAGCUUAAUGCUAGCAUCUAAUGGAAAACGACAUUGACGGGUUAGCCGAAAUUAGCAUAGAUGUUGCAGUAAUUCUAAUUUUUUUUUUUGUAAUCUGAACUCGUAAAAUAUAUUUUUGGGCCGCAACCCUUCCAACUCACUGGCAAACAGUCCACAUAAUUCCGAAUGAUUAAUUAAGAGAUUGUUGUGACACCUUCUGAGUUGCUAAUCUUGCGAUAAUCCUUU
Hippocampus comes (tiger tail seahorse) is the source of this 2744-nucleotide messenger RNA. It is a transcript of the gene bcl2l11, whose product is annotated as BCL2 like 11. Bases 287 to 991 code for a protein of 234 amino acids. The record is from RefSeq and is a predicted model, not a curated record. The transcript is spliced from 6 exons. Lineage: Eukaryota; Metazoa; Chordata; Actinopteri; Syngnathiformes; Syngnathidae.